CUCCUGGCCUUUUCAAGACCACCUCAUCCCUGUCAGUCUCAGUCCUGUUUUAUUGGCAGGCUCAGAGAGUUUAUGGACUUGUGCUCUACACUUACUUUCAUCUUCAGUUCUGGCAGCUGCCUUGGCUGUAUUGAACCCUGUGCCAUGGUUGUCCCUGACAUUGAACUGAUCUGUGAAAUUUUGUUGGUUGUUGAAGGGUUUAUUGAUGUGUGCUUGUUAGCCAGCAAGUUUAGCACCUUGUAUACUCUCUGCAGGGAACUGUUCUCUAAACAGGACCACUGUGACUGGGGACUUCAUGCUAUCAAAUCAGUUCUGGUAGCUGCUGGCUUACUGAAAUGGAGAAACAAGAACAGACCUGAGGAUCAGGUGCUUAUGUGAGCCUUAAGAGACUUCAAUUUGCUUAAAAUAGUGACAGAUGAUAUCCCAAUUUUCAUGGGCCUGAUCAGUGACCUGUUUCCAGCUCUGGAUGUUCCAGGGAUAAGGAACCUGUAAUUUGAACAGAUGGUUAAACAAUUUACCCUGGAGCUUGACUUGUAGCCUGAAAAGAGCUUUAUUCUCCAAGCUGUUCAGCUGGAAGAGCAACAGGCAGUGUGUCACUCCAUGUUUGCUGCUGGAAAUGCAGGGACUGGAAAGAGCAAGGUACCUGCCGACCUACACAGUGGGUGCUGAAAACUGCAUUACACCUACGUGAACACGCAACAAAAGUCCAUUUGGAAUGGCCUCAACCCAAAAGCUCUGACAGCUGAUGAACUGUCUGGUUUUAUACACAGUGCAACACAAGAGUAAAAAGAUCACAGAAUAAUUUAUAGUGGAAAUUAUAUUCUGCUGUCUUUUCUUCUGAGAGAGCAAACUAAUAUUAACCAUGAGGGGUCAAAAUGGUUAGUUUUGGAUGGGGAUGUAAAUUCCAUGUGGAUUGAGUCACUCAAUACUGUUAUAGAUGAUAACAAGGUUCUGACCCUUACAAGCAAUGAACGUGUGCUGGAGACUCCAUCAAUGCAGCUACUGUUUGAGGUGCACCAUUUAAAAGCUGCAGCCACAGCUACAGGAUCCAGAGCUGGCCUCCUCUGUCUGAACAAGGACCUGGGCUGGAAUCCGUGAUAUGUUGCCAGCUGGAUAGAAUAAAGGAUACACCAAUCCGAAAAGGCUAACAGGACUGUUCUCUUUGGUAAAUAUGUGCCUCCUUACUUGGAACAACUCAAAACAAACUCUAAAACUGUUGCUCCUAUUCCUGAAAAUAUUAUGGUACAUGUAGGCAUUAGGAUUAAAUAUGGUAAUCAUUUUUAUGUAUGCUGCAUGGUCUUUCAGAGAGGCUUGAAAAAAAAAAAAAAAAAGGAGGAAAAAGCUGGUUGUAACUGUGGCCCAGUAGGAAAUAAACUUAUCUAUUUUAUGGAUGAUUUGAAUAUGCCUAAAGUGGAUAGAUAUGGUCUACCUCAUGUAUUGAUUCAGCAGCAUAUAGAUUAUGAACACUGGAGACAGAAGCUAACUAUUAAAGAAGUUUGUAAUUGUCAAUAUAUUGCCUGUAUGAAUCCAACUACUGGGAGCUUCACAAUCCACCCUAAGCUCCAGGGACAUUUUGCAGUAUUUGCUUUGAACUUCCUUUCCUCGGAUUCCCUGACUACUAUCUAUAGCAAGCUAGUUUGUUUCCACUUUCAGCAGCAUGCUUUCAGUCCACCAGUACUGAAGAAUAUUCCAGCCAUCACACAAGUAGCCACAUGGCUUCACAAGGCAGUGAUUCAAAACUUCUCACCAACUGCUGUUAAAUUUCACUAUGUCUUUAACCUGAGAGACCUCCCCAAUGUCUUACAGGUCUGUAUCAUGGGCUGUAUAGUUUCAAACAACGUGGAAGACCAAGCACUGCUGCAACUUCUGCUCAUCUAUUGCCAUUUUGCAAACAGCAGAGCAGCCCCUUGCUACAAACCAGUGAAGGGAUGGGAAGUACUAAGGAAUGUAUGUACGGAGUUCCUAGAAAGCUACAAUGAAAUGCAUGCUUUGAUGAACCUAGACUUAUUUGAGGGUAGCAUGCAGCAUGUCUGCCAGACUGGUCAUAUUCUGGAAGUCCCGGGUUACGUACUUCUGGUUGGAGUAGGUGGUAGUGGUAAACAAAGCCUGCCAAGGCUGGCAGCAUACAUCUACUCCAUGGAGAUCUUCCAAAUCACACUGAAGAAAGACUAUGAGAUCCAGGACCUGAGGGUAGAUCUUGCCAGUUUGUGCAUCAAGACUGGUGCCAAGAACAUGCCCACAGUGUUUUUGCUGACAGAUGCCCAGGUUCCAGAUGAACGCUUUCUUGUGCUGAUUAAUGAUUUGUUGGCAUCAGGAGAGGUUCCAGAUCUGUUCAGUGAUGAAGAUGUGGAGGGCGUAAUUGCAGGAGGUCGAAAAGUCCCAGACGUGGGAUUGACAGACACCAAAGAAAACUGCUGGAGGUACUUCUUGGGUUUAGGAACCCAAGAGCUGGCUUUGCGUCAGAGGGACUAUCUGAAUGCGUGCCUUCUGGCUGUCUGCGUGCCAGUGCAAGCGUGUGGCUGCAUUCCUACUUACAGACAUCACACUGAGCGACUAUCCCCAGGUGGAGAGACGGGGCAGAAACGAUGCAUGCUGAGAGCCCCAGCUCGGAAGUUCCCAGCCAUCAUGAGCUGCCUGGCUAUUGACUGGCUUCAGCCGUGGCUGCAGGAGGCCCUGCGCUCCAUCUACAGGAGGCUCAUAGAGGAACCAAAGGGGUCGAGUUUCUUUGCUCCUGUGUUUCAUUUGUUCUUGUUCCUUGGGUAUGUGCAGCCACUCGUCCAGGACUCCAUCUGUGAUUUCAUGGCUUAUGUCCACACCAGUGUGAAGACGCCGAUUGCCAAAUACAAUCGGAAUAAGAGGCGAUACAAUUGCACCACUCUGAUGAGUUUCCUGGACCAAAUCGGACUGUUUAAGAGCCUAUUGGGAUAAAAACAUGAGAGGAUGUUAGAGCACAUGGAGCACUUGGUGAAUGGUAUACAAAAGCUGAAGGCAACAGCUUCUCAGGUAGAAGAUCUAAAAUCCAAACUUGCUUCUGAAGAGGCAGAACUGCAACUGAGAAAUCAAGAUGCUGAAGUUUUGAUUGCUAAAAUAGGGUUUCAGACCGAGAAUGUGAGCCAAGAAAAGGCCAUUGCUGAUGCAGAGGAGCAAAAGGUGAGAGCAAUCCAAGCAGAAGUACAUCAGAAACAGAAAAAAUGUGAGGAUGACCAGAUGCAAGCCAAGCUGCUUCUUGUUGGUGCUACAGCAGCCUUGGACAUGCUUAAUAAGGUAAAGAUUUCACAUAUUGAAAGCCUUCAUCAACCCACCAAUGUUAUUGCUGCAGUAAUGAUUUUACUGGCAACAAAAAGGGAUGUGCUCAAAGACCAAAGCAGGAAAGCUGCAGAAGUCUUUAUAGGAAAGGCUGAUGACUUCUUGCAAACUUUAAUCAGCCAUGAUAAGGGCAUUCCUGAGAAUUGUCUGAAAGUCAUCAAGGAACAUUUAUUGAAAGAUUUCAACCCAAGUUAUCUUCAUACAAAAUCCUUUGCAGCAGCUGCUCUCUGUGCCUGGGUUAUCAACGUAGUAAAAUUCAAUGAGCUGUAUGGCGAGGUAGAGUUGAAGCGCUGUAUGUUGGUCCAGGCAAAUGCUCAAUUUGAAGUGGCUACAGAAAAACUAGAAAUGAUUGGGAAAAAGCUUCUUAACCUGGGUGGCAAUCUGUGUAAACUCACAGCUUCAUCAUUUGAGAAAGCAGUUGCAGAGAAAGUCCGAUGUCAAGAUGAUGUCAACCAACCAAACAAAACUAUUGAGCUGGCUGAAGUGUCGGUCAAGGGCCUUGAGUUUGAAAAUGUGCAUUGGAGCCAAUUUGUUGAAAACCUCAAAGCACAAAAGAAAACUUUAUGUGGUGGUGUCAUGUUAGCAGCAGCAUGUGUGUCUUACUUUGGACCCUUCACAAAACCAUCUCUCCAGGAACUGAUGGAACAUUUCUGAAUUCCCCUUCUAAAGCCACAAGUUCCUGUUCCUGUGAUGGAGGGCCUGGACCCAAUUGCCACAUUGAUGGAUGAUGCUACGACUACAACAUGGAGUAACAAGGGACUGCCUGCUGAUCAGAUGUCAGCAGAAAAUGCCACCAUUCUAACACACUGCAAGUGCUGUUUUGUUAUGAUAGAUCCCCAGCAACAGGGAAUUAAAUAGAUGACUAAAUACAGAGCUGACCUUAAUGUCAUACAUGUAGGACAGAAAGGGUAUGUGCAUGCUGAAGGAUCACCUUUGUCUUGUGGAGAGAUUAUACUAAUCAAAACCACUGAUUUUAUUGAUCCCAUGCCUGAUCUCCUGAUUGGAAGGCAUACAGUUAAAAAGGGAAGAUAUAACCAAAUUGAAGAAAAAGAAUGUGAAUUCUACAGGAAUUUCUGUCUCAUCUUUCACACUAAGUUGGCUAACUCUCACUACAAGCCAGAACUGCAGGCUCAGACCACUCUCAUUAAUCUCACUAUCACUAGGGAUGGGCUGGAAGAACAGUAGCUGGCUGUUUUGCUUGGUGCUGAAAGGCCAGACUUGGAAAAUCGUAAGUCAGUGCUGGUCAAGCAGCAGAACUGCUUCAAGAUUGAGCUCAAGCAGCUGGAGAAGGACAUGCUGCUCAGUCUGUCAGCUGCCAAAAGUUUCUUAGAUGACAAUAAAAUUGUAGAAAAACUCUAAUCAGCAAAGUCAGCUGCAACAGAAAUACAGUGCAACAUAGCUGAAGCCAAAGAAAAUGAAGUUCAAAUUAAUGUGAUGAGACAGCUUUACAGACCAACAGCCAUAAGAGCGUCUCUUUAAUUCGUUAGUAAUAGCCUGGGCAGCAUCAACCCUGUCUACCGGUACUCAGUGAAGGCCUUCAUAGCAGUCUUCCACAAAGCAAUUAAGCAGGCUGAAGACAUUCAGUAGUGUAUCUCCAGUCUGACAGAAGCUGUCACGUACUCAACAUUUGUUUUUAUGAGCCAAGGACUUUUUGAAAAGGAUAAGCAUCUCCUGGCCCAAACUGCUUCUCAGAUUCUUCUAAGAAGUAAAGAGAUAGAAGCACUUGAAUUGGAUUUCCUUCUUCGAUUCAAAGUUGAAUGCACUUACAAGAGUCCUGUUGACUUCUUAACUACUCAGUCAUGGAGUGCCAUUAAGGCUAUGGCAGUGAUGGAUGUGCUCAAGGGGGUAGAUAAAGAUAUUGAAGUAUCCACCAAGAGGUGGAAGAAGUAGGUGGACUCAGAAUGUCCAGAAUGGAAAAACAAAGGCUUUCUAGAGAAACUAAUCAUACUGAGGGUGCUCCAUCUGGACAGAAUGACGUAUGCUCUCAGGUCUUUUGUGGAGGAAAAACUUGGCUCAAAAUAUGUGGAAGGCAUGAGGAUGGACUUAGCAAAAUCAUACGAAGAGAGCAGUCCAGCCACUCCUGAGUUUUUUCAUCUGUCUCCAGGAGUGAAUCCACUUGAAGACAUGGAGACACUAGGCGAAAAGCUUGGUUUCACUAUAGACUCUGGAAGAUUUCAUAACAUCUCUUUAAGACAAGAGCAGGAGAUAGUUGCAGAGGAGGCAAUCAAUGCCACACAUGGCCACUGGGUUCUUCUCCAAAAUAUUCAUCUGGUAGCCAAGUGGCUAGUAACCUUGGAAAAACUCCUUGAGCAAUACAGUGAAGAAAGUCACUCUGACUUCCACAUCUGCAUUAGUGCUGAACCAGCUCCAACCCCAGAAGAGCACAUCAUUCCUCAUGGAAUACUAGAAAACUCUGUUAAAAUUACCAGUGAACCUCCUAUGGGGAUACUAACUGAUCUACAAAUUACACUCCACAGUUUUGACCAGGAUACCCUUCAACUGCGUAGCAGAGAACGGGAAUUUAAGAGCAUCCUUUUCUCUCUUUGCUAUUUUCACACUUGCAUUGCUAGUAGACUCAGGUUUGGCCCUCCAGGCUGGAAUCAAAGACACCUGUUCAGUACUAGAGACCUCACUGUUUGCCUCAACGUCCUCUGCAAUUAUUUGGAGACUCAUACAGAGGUAGGAUGGGAAUACUUGUGUUUUCUCUUUGGUGAAAUUUUGUAUGGUGGCCACAUCACUGAUGCCUGGGACCGCAGUCUCUGCUGUAUAUAUCUGCAAGAAUUUAGGGACCCAACCCUGAGCGGGGAUCUGCUGAUAUUUCAAACAGCGAGAUGAUAUCUUUCCAAGCGUUUUGCCUUAAGUGGAAUUGUUACAGCACCAAAUUACUGGCAAAAACAGAAACCCAUGCAUUGACUGGUGGCCAAAUGAAUGCAAACAGGAUGGAUGCGCAUCUUAUCAGUGCUGGUGUUGUGCGUUGGCUGGACAGAUUGCCUGUUUUACCUACCUGUGUUGCUGAGCAAUUCUUUUAGCUGUGAACCCAACCAGAAGGUAUGUUAGAAUAAACCACACAGUACCUCACAUGGGAUCCGUCGUAGGGACACAAGGGUGGCGAGUUCCUGGUAGGAGCUUCAGUAGCCCCCAGCCUCCCAUUGCACGUGUGGCUCCCAGGAAUACAGCACAACACAUCCUAAAUGCCAGCACAGAGAGCAGUAAGUGCCGACUGACUGUCUGAUGGAAUUGAUCUUUCACUCGAGGUGAUUAGCAGGGCUUUUUUCAACACCCAGGCACUGCUUCAAAGUGGGGUCUUAAGGCACAGCUUAUUGUGGGUGAGGUUAGCGGCUCCGGUGCAGGUAAAUAGCUGGUUGCAGAACCAAAAUGACUUCAGAAAUAAGUGCUUACUGGUAUUAGUGGGAGCAGCAGCUUGUUGUUGACUGUUCUAAAUGCCAAAAGCCUUUAAAUUUUAUUGUGAUUUUGUGGAGUGGACCCUGCAUUAGGAAGAAAUAGCUCCUGUGAAAAGCACCACUUACAGCCAGAAAUAGGUUGCAGCAAAAACAACCUGCAAGUCCAGCCUAAAUCCCAGACUGGUCUAGUCUGGGCUAGACUAGGCUAGUUCAGAGGAACAUUUCGAAUCCAGUGAAGUCCUUACUGCACAAGAGCUGGGAGACUAGAAAACAAAUAUGACUGCUACAGCUCUUAUUCUGCUCUGUCAUCAGUUGGAGGGCAGUUGUGAGCACAGUGUGUGUUUGUGCAACACCCCUAAUUAGCUGCACACUGAGCAGAAUUAAAGCUGUAGCUCAUGUAUUGGGUUCAGGUGGAUUGAGGCUCUUGCCCUGCCUCUCCCACAGGUGUCCUGUGUGGCUUUUACCAGUGCGUCUCAGGCCCUCAUCUGCAAAAAUGGCAUAAUAAUCCUUGCUCAUCUUCUGAGGGGAUGCAGAAAUUCAGUACUAAAACUAACGCUCGCCUCAGUAGGGGCAGUCCUUAAAAUAAACUCAGAGCAUCCUCAUAAAGGAAGAGGAAGCGGUAUCAGUCCUUCGAUACUAUAGAAAAUGGGAAUGUCAUAGAAGUGUGCAAAUAGCAACCAUCUUAAAAUAGUUUGAUAACCCUACUGCACCGUGGCGGAAUGUAUAGGUGCCAUAAUAGACUCCAGACGUAUUUCUGAAACUUUUUAGAUGAAGAAGAAUGAAAAAGAAUGGCAAAGAUGAGUUGAAUGUUAACAGUAGUGGUGACAACGUGCCAACCUGUGUGAUGGACUGCACUAGGGAGGAAUUUGGACCAGAGGAGUUUGGAUCAGAGGAACACAGCUCAUUACGGAGACUGUUUCUUUUUAGCUUUGAAUUUAACAUGGGGUGUGAAACAAAAGAUGUAUCUAUCUUGCAUUUUUGUGUGUUUUUAAAAACAAAUGUGGCAAUAGUAACUCGGCAAAAAUAUGUUAGGGGUGGCUGAGCCGGUAAGCCUAGCAUUCACCCCAGUGCUAUGUUCCCACUGCUGCAUGACAAACCCUCCUGUGCUGAGCCCAGCCUGUACUCCUGCAUUGUCUGCCACAUCCACUUUUCUUCUCACAGGUCACUAGUAAUAGGACUAGAGGGAAUGGCCUCAAGUUGCACCAGGGGAGGUUCAGGUUGGAAAUGAGCAGACAUUUC
Messenger RNA from Cygnus olor (mute swan), 7946 nucleotides. It is a transcript of the gene DNAH11, whose product is annotated as dynein axonemal heavy chain 11. The record is from RefSeq and is a predicted model, not a curated record. Gene Ontology annotation, cellular component: dynein complex. Gene Ontology annotation, molecular function: dynein light intermediate chain binding; ATP binding; minus-end-directed microtubule motor activity. Gene Ontology annotation, biological process: microtubule-based movement. Lineage: Eukaryota; Metazoa; Chordata; Aves; Anseriformes; Anatidae.